Molecule: messenger RNA, 2671 nt
Organism: Zingiber officinale
Lineage: Eukaryota; Viridiplantae; Streptophyta; Magnoliopsida; Zingiberales; Zingiberaceae
Product: two-component response regulator-like PRR73
Exons: 9
Coding region: 225-2489 (754 amino acids)
Biological process (GO): phosphorelay signal transduction system; cytokinin-activated signaling pathway
Molecular function (GO): protein binding
Source: RefSeq, a predicted model, not a curated record
AAUAUAUCUCCCUUUGACGCCUCCGGGUCGGGAGAUCUCUCCAUCGCCUUAUGCCCUUCUCUCCUUCCCCCUUCUCGGUCCAAGCCCUGCUGAGUCUUCCAAGCUCACAGCCAUAGCGAGAGCAGAAGGAAGGAGCCCCUCGAUCCACCUGAAAAUUGUGCCAUUGUCAACUUCUUUGAAUCUGGUUGAUCGGAGGUGUCACUCAAUUAAGCUCUGGUGGAGUCAUGAAUAAGGAAUCUGCUCAGGAUGAGAACAAGGAAGUGGGUGAUACCACUGCUGGACAAGUUCAAGGAUUCUCAGAUGAAGAUGAGUCGAAGGUCAAUGAAGUGUCAGAAGAUUUGAAAAACAACCAGAUAAAGGAUGCUGCCCAGGCGGCACAACAAGCUGGUGGUUCCAAUAAACAACCACUGCCGCCAGCAGGUCCCAUCGUACGCUGGGAGAGGUUUCUCCCGGUCAGAACUCUCAAGGUUCUGCUGGUUGAGAAUGAUGAUUGCACCCGUCAAGUUGUCAGCGCAUUACUCCGUAACUGCAGUUAUGAAGUUACUGCUGUUUCUAAUGGUCUGCAAGCAUGGAAACUACUGGAGGAUCUUACUAAUCAUAUUGACCUUAUCUUGACUGAGGUAGUCAUGCCUGGUUUGACUGGCAUUGGUCUCCUAAGCAAGAUCAUGAGCCAUAAAACUUGGAAGAACAUUCCUGUGAUCAUGAUGUCAUCGAAUGAUUCAAUGGGUACGGUCUUUAAAUGUUUAUCAAAAGGUGCAGUUGACUUUUUUUUCAAGCCUAUAAGGAAGAAUGAGCUUAAAAAUCUAUGGCAGCAUGUCUGGAGGAGAUGCCACAGUUCGAGUGGUAGUGGAAGUGAGAGUGGUAUCCAAACCCAGAAAUCAGUGAAGUCAAAGAACUGUGACAAUUCUGGCAAUAGCAGUGACAGCAAUGAUGACGAGAAUGGGAGUGUGGGCUUGAAUGCAAGAGAUGGCAGCGAUAAUGGUAGUGGUACUCAGAGUUCUUGGACAAAACGGGCUGCAGAUGUUGACAGCCCCCAGCCUAUGUCUAAUCCCGAUCAGUUUGCUGAUCCACCUGAUAGUACAUGUGCACUGGUGAUUCACUCGGCAUCCGAAACCUUCUGCAAAGAUCAGGUUCCUACACAUUUGACGAGAGAGAAACAGAACAAAGGGGAACUUUCUGACGAUUGCAUGGGAAAAGACUUGGAGAUAGGAUUACACACAAAUUCAGAAAUGCAAAGUGAAAAUCAACCAGAUGAGCAGGAUUGUAACAAACUUGCUGAAACAAAGUUCGAAAAAUUAUCUGAAAAGGAAUCUAAGAAUGAGGGUUGCUUGGGUACUCUUCGGAACAAUGGUUUGGAUGAGUCAAGUGCUCAAGCUGCUACUAGAUUAGACAAUCAAACAAUUAGUAGAGUGAUUGGCUUCUCCAAAAUCUCGGAAGCCCAAGAUAGGACCUCAACUGAUUUACCCUCUGUUGAGCUGAGUUUAAAGCGGCUGAGAUCAAUUGGUGAGGGUGCAACUGCCACUCAAGAUGACCGCAAUGUUCUAAGGCGCUCAGAUGUAUCUGCCUUUUCAAGGUAUCACACAUCUGCUGCUUCUAAUCAAGCUCCUAAUGGAUGUGGUGGAAGCUGUUCUCCGAUCGAUAACAGCUCAGAAGCAAUUAAGACGGAAUCUAAUAUUAUUUCUGGUUCAAAUGCGGCUACCCUGAAGCAAGGUUCCAAUGGCAGCAGUAACAACAAUGACAUGGGGUCCACAACCAAGAAUGCCAUGAAACCAGCAGUGCACAAAGACAAGACAUCAUCUGCGUCGAUAAUUAAGUGCACACAGACCUCAGCUUUCCAUCCUGUUCAGGUUCGAGCUUCAGGAAACCAGGAACCUGUGCAAGAAAACGGGGAGAAUGUAGCUGCAGCAUCUGCAACAGGACAACCAAGGGAGAAACAACAUCAACUCCCAGCACACCAUCACCAUCACCACCACUAUCAUCAUCACUACCACCAUGUCCACAAUAUGCUGAACAAGGCAAAGCCAUCACAAAAUCAGAAUGAUUUAUCACCGAAGAAUAGAGCAGGAGUGGAGCCACAAUGUGGGUCGUCCAAUGUGUUUAACGGCCCAUUCGAAGGAAAUGGAGCCAACGGUAGCAACAAUGGAAGUAAUUCUGGUAGUAAUCAUGGUAGCAAUGGGCAAAAUGGAAGUAGCAAUGCUGUGCAAGCUGGAGGAUUGAAUAUGGAGGGUGAUAAUGGCAUUGCAGAACAGAGUGGCCUGGCGAACGGAAAUGGAAGUGGGAGCGGCAGUGGUAGUGUUAUAGAACAAAACAGGUUUGCUCAAAGAGAGGCUGCCUUGAAGAAGUUUCGUCUGAAAAGAAAAGAAAGAAACUUUGGGAAGAAGGUUCGCUACCAGAGCAGGAAGAGACUUGCUGAGCAACGACCACGCGUACGUGGCCAAUUUGUCCGACAAUCCACUCAUCAACAAACUGGCCAAGAUGCCGAUAGAUAACCCAUCUAAUAUAUGUAGUUGUUAACAUGUUGGCAUUUGCAUUUUCUCGUUUGGGAACAAUUAAUUGUAAGGAUAUCUGUGAGAAAACUGGAUAAGAUACUGUGUUGUACUACUUAGUUCAUCAAUUUCCUGGAUGCUUUUGCUAUAAAUUACAAGACUACAUGCAUCUCAUUUUCCCUUUA